This is a messenger RNA of Gambusia affinis (western mosquitofish), 1882 nucleotides long. RefSeq names its product sushi, von Willebrand factor type A, EGF and pentraxin domain-containing protein 1-like. NCBI's taxonomy places the organism in Eukaryota, Metazoa, Chordata, Actinopteri, Cyprinodontiformes, Poeciliidae. The transcript has 10 exons. The record is from RefSeq and is a predicted model, not a curated record. The coding region runs from base 906 to 1814 and encodes 302 amino acids.
GGCAGCAAGCUGUGAGCCCUGGACACAGCGACUAUAACCAGUGGGUUUGAGCCUCUGGUUGCAAAGUCCAUGUGCUGAUGGAAAUGGAGUACCGUCUUGAUAUUGGCCUGAUUAAAGUCUCCAGCAACAACGAAAAUAGCCUCUUCUAUCAAUGAUGUCCAUCAGUGAUGCAAGUCACUAAUGGAACUGUAGAGCACACUCUUAAUGUUGGCUCUAGGAGGGAUAUAACAGUGGUGAUAAUAAUUAUGGUAAAUUCCCUGCAUAUAUAGAAUGAUCUGCAGUUUAUGGUGGGAAAAAAAACUACAUGUCGAGAGAGCAAUGAAAUGAGACCACCUUGCUAUGAUUGCAGCUGUCAUUAGUGUAGAUGCAAAUACCACCACUCCAAAAGAAUUAAUAUCCUCACAAGGUUGACGACGUCGCCAUCACAAAAAGGAAGAGUUUAUGUUCCUGUUGAAUUAUGGCACAGAGGUUAUUCAUUUCAUGACAGCAUUUCGGAUUUAGAACCAAAAAUCCAAGUACCUUGGGUCAUAUCGGAUCUGUGUCACGAAAAGUUCAGAUACAGGUUGAAUGAAGAAAAAAAUCAGAUUUGGGUCAUUUCAGACCGCAGUGAACGUAGCGUUCAAUACUGAGGGCUGGUUGCGAACGUUUCGGCUUGAAGAACACCGGCUCUUUGAAGUGAACGACGGGAGGCUGCUUGUAGGACGUUCACCAUUACAACGUCCUAUAACGUUCUUCAAAUACAGCGGCGCUCUCUGAUAAAAGCCGAAAUUCCCAUAGUCUUCAGUGGAAGGAGAAUCGUUAAUACCGCGAGGAGCGUCUUCACACCGCAUUACCAUUCAAAAUAAAUUGGAUUGGGGUAGAAGUAGCUUUUUCCGGACAGUUUGUAUCUCCUUCCACAGCCUGUUAUGGAGGUUUUACUAGACACCCAUGGACAGAGAAAGCUCCUCAUUCUGUACCUAUUGAUUGGAAAUGUUGCAGUUGCAGCUGACUGUCCCAAACCUGAAAUUGGAGAGAACAUGAAUCUCACUUUUAAAUCUCUUGAAACAAAUGAUUUCCUGGAAGGUUCUCAGGUAACACUUGUGUGCGUAAUUGGAUAUGAAAAAAAAAGUGGUUCUGGUCUCAUGAACUGCACUGAUGGGAAGUGGACUGAGCCAGAUCUUGUCUGCAAGAAGAUAGACUGUGGUAUCCCUAAAGCAGAUGAACACAUGUACAUUGUUACCAGCAACAAUACUGAGUUUCAUUCAGUGGCCAAAAUAGUCUGUGAAGAAGGUUACCAAAUCAUUGGAUCAUCCUUCAAAAUUUGCCUAGCAGGGGGGUGGUAUGGAGAGUCAUUUUGUGUCAUUGUUACUUGUUCCAAACCGACUGAAGUGAAAAAUGGAUACACCAUGGUGGGGAAUGUAAACAUUAGGUGUACCAAAAGUGGUGAAUAUGAUUCCGAACCACCCCGAUGCAACGCUGUUACUUGUUCCAAGCCAACCAAAGUGGAAAAUGGAAAACAUUCUUGGAAUAAUGACAAGGAACCAGAAUAUCAACAAAAGAUAUAUUUCUUGUGCAACACAGGAUAUACCAUGUUUGGGAAUGAAAGUAUUCAGUGUACCAAAACUGGCAAAUAUGACUCAGAGCCACCACGAUGCCUCAGUGCAGCAUAUGCACCUAUUAUAGGCAGUGUGUUGACAGUUACGAUAGUUUUCCUCGUGGGUGGAUUCUUUCUACAAAGAUUUCUUGUGAAAAGAGGACGGACGCCUAGAGAAGCACUUCAAGAUGAUGAGUUCCUCACUAAGCCAUGGACAAAACAAGCAGACUCCCAUUUAUAAUUUCAUGUGAGCCCUUGUCAUAGAAGAAAAUCAAACCUGAUGAAUAAUAUGUUGUGUGUCAAAGCUUA